Molecule: messenger RNA, 1099 nt
Organism: Phytomonas sp. Hart1
Lineage: Eukaryota; Euglenozoa; Kinetoplastea; Trypanosomatida; Trypanosomatidae
Source: the annotation of a GenBank genome assembly
GAGGGAAAAGGUACAUUUAAAUUUUCCCCAUUUCUCGUCUGUAGAGGCGUGAAUCUUAGGUUAAUAUUGUGCGAUUUGUGACAUUAUAAACUCAGCCUUACGAACAAUGAUGGUAGAUGUCGGAAGAAUAGCGCAACGCAUCGAUCUUGUUGGUAGUUCUUCCGGCUCUAUUGUCAGUUUAGCCACAUGGUGUGCACUACACGCUUAUGACUUUGACACCAUUAUGGGUUGUAUUGGAGACAAGCUGAAGGCUGACGUGACGUCUGACACCACACGUGCAUCACUUCUCUACGUAUUGCACGAAGUCCUCCUCACGUGCGCGACUCGUGGAGUUUCACAGGAGUCACAACGCACCGUCUUGACGGCAGUCAGUAGGAAGCUUCCCAACUAUGUUGAGUGGGUCCUCCAGAAGCCUCAAGUGGAGGCCCACAGGUCUUUCAUUGCCGGACUUGGCAAGGUUCUGGUCUGGUGGGACUUGUUGAAUAUGUUCCCACAAGCAUGGAUUCAGAGCCUCCGACAAAAACAACAACAGGCAGAGUCGCCGAGCCAGACACCCAAUGGUGUCAGCCCCGCCUCCACUUCUAUGCUGUCCUCGUUGCAACAUGUGGUUCAGCUUAUGAACCGUUAUGAGGAUGCUAAACAGCAAUGGAAGACGUGCCGGCUCGCGGCGAAUAACUCGGGGGGGGAUAAUGUCAACGAUGUUACCACCACGGAGGGUCACACGCGGCGGGCUCUCAUUACGCUGCGCGAAGCGGUUGAAAGUCACUCGGUGGAUGGCGCUUCACUCUCUCAGUGGUGCGACCAGCAAUGGAGAGAAUUGGAAGGUCAAGACAUGGAGGUGGCGAAGGUAGAUAAUGGCGCUAGUUGGAUGAUGAAGACUGAAGUGAAGUCAGAGGCAAAAAUGUCACCAGAAGAGGAUAUAUUAGGCUCCUUUUACUAAAAAAGUGAUAUUACAAGCACAUAAGCUGAAGGUUACUCAGUGGUUUUAAGAAAUGACAAAAUAAAAUAAAAUUUAUAGCAAUCCCUCGGGAAAAGAUUAAUAUGUGUUAUGUAUCGUUCGCACUUCUAAUCAUGGUUGUUUGUUUAUCAAGAUGUUUAA